CGAGUUGGCCGCGCUCAAACUUGUCAGGACGUGAAGAUAUGGCGGGCUCCAGCAGCGAAAACGUGCGUCGCCGGGCGGAAAAAUUUCUAACGGAUGAAGAAAUAGAGCAACUACUCAAUCAGAGUGAUGUAGAUGUGUCGGACGACGAAGACACCGUGGACUAUUUCCACGACAGCAGUGACGAUGAAACUGAUAGUGGUGACACUGACACAGAAGUCCCACGAAGCAAGGGCCAAGAAAAAGACAAAAGGCGUGAUCCUUUGUGGAAAGUCAAAGACUUCCCAGCCCGCUUCGCGGAUUCGCCAGUUUUGCCUGAAGUCCACUCGAACGCCCCCAGUUCAGCAUUCAACUAUUUCAAGAAGUAUUUUCCAGAGAGUUUCUGGAAGUUAUGCGCAGAUCAGACGAACCUCUACUCUGUCCAAGUGCGAGCUCACAGAUCAGUGAAGACAACUUCAUUGGAGUUGCAGAAACUGGCCGGAAUUCACAUGAUCAUGAGUCUUUUUGGACUUCCGAGGGCUAGGCUGUAUUGGUCUAGUACGUUGGCAGUGCCGCUUGUCACCGAGAACAUGGUGCGCGACCGAUUUUUCGAGCUGCGUAGUAUGUUGCACUUCGUCGAUGUGACAGCAAUCACGGAAGCCCAAUCGCAAAACAAGUUGUUUCGAGCAGAGCCUAUUUUCGAGUGCUUCCGAAAGGCUUGUCUUGAGCUUCCUCGCCCGGAAAAGCUCUCCAUCGACGAGCAGAUGAUACCCUUCAGUGGACGGUGUCCUGCUCGUCAGUAUGUCCCCAGUAAGCCAAACCCCGUUGGCUUGAAGAACUUUGUCCUGGCCACAACUGAGGGGCUUGUACUUGACUUUGUGAUUUACACGGGGAAAGGAACCGUUCCCGAUCAUGACCUGAAGGAACUUGGACUUGGUGGUGCAGUCGUAAAGCGCCUUCUUGAAACAGUCCCGACCGAACAACCCGUCCAAGUGUUCACAGACCGAUUCUUUACAGGUCUGAAGCUAGCAGACUUUCUCAUCGAAAGGAACAUUUACUUGACCGGCACAGUUAUGUCCAACAGAACAGGAGGAGCAGCAGCAAAGCUGCCGAGCGACAAAGAAAUGGCGCGGGGCGACUCAUGUUGCGUUGUUCGCAACGACGAUAAGGUCUGCAUUACAAAAUGGAAGGACAAAAAAGGAGUCACCCUGCUUUCGGCUGCGCUCGGUAUUUCGCCGGAAGGAAAAUGCAAAAGGUGGUCCAAAGAAGAAGGAAAAAAGGUUGAAAUACCUCAGCCAGCAUGCGUCAAGGCCUACAACACGGGCAUGGGCGGUGUGGAUCUAACUGACAGAUACGUCUCCUAUUACAGGACCAAAAUACGUACAAAAAAGUGGACCAUUAGGGUUUUUGCUCACUUUCUGGACCUGGCGACGAUAAACUCAUGGAUAGAAUAUCGGAGUGACUGCAAGCGUUGUGGCGUUGCAAGGAAAGACACUUUGGACCUUUUCGAGUUCAAGAGUAGGAUCGCCGAAGCGCUGAUUCGUUCAUGUCCGAAAGUUCAAGCUGAUGGAGAGGAAGAUGCUCUGGAGUCAGAUGAAGAAAGUGAGUCCGCUCCCCCAGCCAGAAAACAGCGGAAGGUAGUUCCACUUCCGGUCGAUGAGGUCCGCUUCGACAUGUACGGACAUUUUCCUGAGCACGUACCCUGCAAGUCGCAGAUGAGAUGCAGAAAUCCCGGCUGUACCGGAAAAAGCCGCAUCCGGUGCACAAAAUGCGCCCUAUUUUUUUGCUUGCAAAACAGGAAUUGUUUUCGCGAUUUUCAUACUUCCAAGACCUGAGGUACCCACUUGGGCACAACGUUUUUCUCCCUUGCAUGUGAAAUGAAUGUUUUUUCUUUCUGGGCAAAUGUAUACCAAUACCACUCUUGACAUAUUAAAUGAGUUUCAUGUUUUUUUCUUUGGUACUUUUCUCUCAGGUCUGAGGAGG
This is a messenger RNA of Ixodes scapularis (black-legged tick), 1959 nucleotides long. RefSeq names its product piggyBac transposable element-derived protein 2-like. The coding region runs from base 39 to 1811 and encodes 590 amino acids. NCBI's taxonomy places the organism in Eukaryota, Metazoa, Arthropoda, Arachnida, Ixodida, Ixodidae. The transcript is spliced from 3 exons. The record is from RefSeq and is a predicted model, not a curated record.